Messenger RNA from Tripterygium wilfordii, 1161 nucleotides. Its product is annotated as rhodanese-like domain-containing protein 11, chloroplastic. The transcript is spliced from 10 exons. The coding region runs from base 69 to 944 and encodes 291 amino acids. Lineage: Eukaryota; Viridiplantae; Streptophyta; Magnoliopsida; Celastrales; Celastraceae. The record is from RefSeq and is a predicted model, not a curated record.
AACACUGACGGGAUAGGGAAACAAAAGGAUAAGCGAAGUCACUGUACUCAUUCAAAACCAGGGCAACUAUGGAUUCUCUGAGUCUUCCCUCCCUCAAUUCCCUUAAAAUCUCGCGUUACAAUGUCCGAAGAGACCAGAUAAGUACAUUGCUCGGAAGAACAAAUUAUGUGAAGUCAUAUCCAAAUUGCUCUCCAAAACUCAGGCAUCCUUCCCAUCCAGCUGCUAUUCGGAUGAUGGCGGCUGAUGGCGAAGAUUACGAGCUGAAGCAGGUGAGGGAUAUGGCUGCAGCAAGGAAGAGAUGGGACGCUAUGAUCAGGGAAGGAAAAGUAAAGGUCCUUACUCCAAGGGAAGCUGGUUAUGCAAUUCAACUAUCAAACAAAGACUUGCUUGAUGUUCGUCCUUCUACUGAACGCAAAAAGGCAUGGGUAAAAGGUUCAACCUGGAUUCCAAUCUUUGAUGUUGAUAACAAAUUAGAUGCUGGAAUUCUUUCCAGGAAGGUCACCAAUUUUGUGAUGGGGGGUUGGUGGAGUGGAGCUCCUAUAUUGUCUUAUGAUAAACAGUUCUUAUCAGAAAUUGAGAAAAAAUUCCCAAAAGAUAUGGAUCUAAUUGUUGCAUGCCAAAAAGGAUUAAGGUCAUUAGCUGCUUGUGAGUUACUGCACAAUGCAGGUUAUAGAAACAUUUUCUGGGUUCAAGGUGGUUUUGAAGCUGCUGAAGAAGAGGAUCUUGUCGCAGAAGGUCCUCAGGCUUUGAAAUUUGCUGGAAUUGGUGGGGUUUCUGAAUUUCUUGGUUGGACUGAUCAACAAAGAGCUGCAGCUGCCAAAGAAGGUUGGGGUUAUCGGUUACUAUUCUCAGCUCGUCUGGUUGGUGUUAUUCUUGUUGCUGAUGCCUUGUUCUUUGGUGCUCAGCAAUUUGGUCAUUACCUUCAGGACAUAAGGUCACAUUGAGGUUUAGUAUGCCGGGGUGUUCCGAGGCUGUGUAGAACACUAGAGGGGAAGUCUUUGGUUCUUAUCACUACUUAGAGAACAUAGACUUGUGGAGCUUGCCAAUUUUGAUAGCAUGUUGUUUAUAAAGCCAAUUAUUUGAUUGUUUCUAAUUUUGAAUUCUUCUAAUAUUGUACGCUUUCAUGUGCCAUUCAUUUCUAUUUACGAUCAUAUUUACAUC